Amborella trichopoda is the source of this 2618-nucleotide messenger RNA. RefSeq lists its product as uncharacterized. The record is from RefSeq and is a predicted model, not a curated record. NCBI's taxonomy places the organism in Eukaryota, Viridiplantae, Streptophyta, Magnoliopsida, Amborellales, Amborellaceae. Gene Ontology annotation, molecular function: RNA binding.
AUGCAUGCAUUCUAUUUUUUAUUUUCCCAUGAUUCAAGCAUGUAUUUGAUUUUUGAUUUUGUGAGCUGAGCAAUGAACCAGCUCAAAUAACAUUAGCCUUUACUUCUUGUUGCAAAUUUUAUACUGUAGUUGAGGAGACACUUAAGCAUAUGCCUAGAUAGAUCAUAUUCUUUGCCUUUAUCAUCUACCUGUAAUCUCCUCUCUAGAAUGAUCUGAUAUGCUUGUUUGUGUUAGAUUAUAGUUAUUAACCUAUUUAUGGAUAUUUCUUUGGAAUUUUCUUACUAGUUCUCUAGGGAACAAUGAUGCUUGCUUGAAUUUCUUACUCUCUCGAACAUGUAUUCUGACUGUGGCAGUUCUUUUAGCAUGAGAUGAUUUUGUUGUGCCAAAACAUGUUUGUCCAAUUCUUGGCUAUGGUGGGUAAAUAAUUUUUGGAUGCUCUUAUUGCCUGUUUUUCCCAAUCAAAGAUUAAUCUUUUGGUAGUUAACCUUCCCUCUAAAAAAAAAAAAUCUUUUGGUUUUAAUGUUUAUAAUUUACUAAACAUUUUAUUUAUUUCUUUUACUGGUUUUGGUAGAUUAUAGGCUCAUUACUGACAGAGGAGACAAGAAUUUGGAAGUGGAGCCAUUCAUAGCAUUUUUAUUUUUGGAAAAUAUGUUGUUUUAUUAAUUUAUGGUAAAAUAAUUUCAGUUUAUCAUCAUUAUUCUGUUUUCUUGUUCUUCAAAAAGAAAAUCACUCUUCAUUUUUUCUUGAUUUCUUCUGUUUUUUCUUUCCACUAUAUGGCUUUGGAGCUUCUAAGCCUUUCAUUAUGUGGAGAUUUAAAGUGUUUAUACCACAAAAUCCCUUUUCAUAAAGUUUAUUAGAAUAUUUUGUUAACUCAUAACUGGGAUACCUAUUUUCCGUACCACGAAAUGCAUAGUUGAAAACAUUAGAAAUCUCGCUCCACUUUCUAUGUGUGUGUCAGUGUGUCUAUGUCUAAUCAUGGACAGGCAGCCUAAAGUUCCUCGUCUGUGCCUCAUGGGAGUUGGGUCAGGUGCCUCUGUUUGAAACUUAUACCCUGUAAGUCUUACAACUCUAGAGGUUCUUCUAAAUGGUAAAAGGGGAAAUAAUCAAGAAUUUUGACAUAGGUUAUGAAGACCCUGGUUUCAUUUUCAUGAAUAUUUUGAUGGCAUAUCACGGAUAUUAUUGCUUCUUUCCAUGCGAUUUUUUUUUCUCAUUUCAUUUUCUGGUUCCAUUUAUUUUGCUAAAGGCUUUCUGAACCUCUGAUGGUUUGUUAGCUCGUUGCUUUUCAAUGGAUCUGUGAUUGGUUUUUUGGGCUUAGUUCUGUGGAGGAGGUUAGUUUUAAGAAGAUGAUAUUCUCUGUCUCUAGGUCACUAAAUUGUUGAUGUUAUAUAUUUCACAACUGGACUAUUCAUUUAAAAAUCUGAACUCCACAUCUCUCACCUUUGGGACAAUGGUAAUAAAUGUGGCGUUAACUAUAAUGCCAUACUUGUGUUGCUUUGGAAAUUCUCAAUGGUGACAUAAGGUUGAGUUUGAUUAUUUUCGAAGAUUGUUUUUUUUGGGUAGAUUCAUUUCCAAGAUCGUUGAGAACAAUUCAUUACCAUCUCAAGCUGGUCUCACUUCGUGCAUGAAUUUGAUUUCCUUACAAGACACACACGCAAGUGUUUAUAUUUUCCUCGUUUAAAGCCAGAAGAUGUCCUCUGUAGUUAGAUCAAAAGAACAUGGCUCAGAGGUGCAUAAGUCUGAGGAGCUUCCUUCAGAGAAUUCUGAACCUGCUCCUGUGGAGACUCCCCAACAGCUGUCCACUGGUAUUCCUCCACAAGCUGAUAUCCCUCCUGUUCAAGAGCAACCUAAACUGGAUCUUCAGCCUAUUUCUCGUAAAGUUGAAGUUCCUAAUGGCAAGGUUGGAGUUCUCAUUGGAAAGGCUGGGGAUACUAUCAGAUAUCUCCAAUAUAAUUCUGGGGCGAAAAUUCAAAUCGCAAGAGAUGCUGAUGCUGAUCCGCAUGCUUCAACUAGGCCAGUGGAACUGAUAGGGACUCUAGAGAAUAUUAAUAAGGCCGAGCAGCUGAUAAAGGAUGUCAUUGCGGAGGCUGAUGCUGGGGGUUCCCCAGCUCUUGUUGCUGGGGGUUUCGGUACCGCACAAUCUGGUGGAGAGCAAGUUCGGAUACAGGUUCCAAAUGACAAGGAGAAUUCUAUUUCCGACCAUUAUAGUAGGAUUGAUCAUUGGUAAAGGAGGUGAAACCAUUAAGAAUCCGCAAACGAGAUCUGGAGCUCGCAUACAGUUGAUCCCACAGCAUCUUCCAGAGGGUGAUGUAUCCAAAGAAAGAACUGUACACGUGACAGGAAAUAAGAAACAGAUUGAGACUGCACAAGAAAUGAUCAAGGAAGUAAUGAAUCAGGUUUGUGAAGGAGCAUGGCCUAUUUAUCUUUUGUCUGAUGUAGUCAUCAUUCAGACUCUCUUGGUCCCAUAUUCAAGGUUAAUUUGGACUGUCUGAUAACUAUGGGCUAGUUUUUUACUUGUUUGCCAAUGUUAUGUAUUAGUGAGAAUUAUCUUGAGAACUCCAAAAACCGCUGAUUUGAGUAGCGGCGCUCUUGUUUAAUGAAUACUAAUGUUUUUGUUGAAG